AUGUCCCUGACAACAUGUGUGUUGCGUUUGCUGCCCUCACUGCUGCACCUUAAGGAACAAAAGAAGGAGGACGCGCCCCCCGUAUACAUGAAAGUCAUCCAGCUCCAGGAGAAAGCGCUGGGUCCUGAACACCCGGUGUUUGGACGAUGCCUCAAAAGCUCGGCGGAUGACUUAGCAGCAGCGUUGAAAUACGACGAGGCGGACGCCUUGUACCUGAGAGCUACAGACGUCCUGGAGAAAGCGUUCGGCCCCGACCACCCAGAGGUUGCUAGGGUCCUCAACAACCGGGGGAACGUGGCGGCAGCCCAGGGAAAACAUGAGGAGGCGGCCCCCUUGUGUAAGAGGGCCAUCGAGAUCCUGGAGAACGCCUUCGGCCCUGACGACCUGGAGCUUGCAUCAACCCUCAUGAACCAGGGGGAUGUGCUACGGGAACAGGGCAAGCAUGAGGAGGCGGACUCCCUGCACCAGAGAGCUACCGCCAUCCAGGAGAAAUCGGUUGGCUCCGACGACCCUACGCUUGCCGAAACCCUUCACGACCAGGCGAACGCGCUGCAAGCACAGGGCAAGUACGAGGAGGCGGGGGGCUUGUACCUGAGAGCUACCGAGAUCCUGGAGAAAGCGCUUGGCUCCGACCACCCGGAAGUUGCCCAAAGCCUGAGCAACUGGGGGGUCAUGUUAGACACGCAGGGCAAGUACGAGGAGGCGGGCGCCUUGUACCUGAGGGCUAUCGCCAUCGAGGAGAAAGCGCUUGGCCCAGACCACCCGACUCUUGCUAAAACCCUCAACAACCGGGCGUAUGCGUUACAAGAACAAGGCAAGUACGGAGAGGCGGACCCGUUGUACAAGAGAGCAAUCGACAUCAACGAGAAAGCGCUCGGCCCCGAGCACCCAGAGGUUGUCAGAAGCCUGAACAGCCGGGUGACGGGGUUGGAAGCACAGGGAAACUACGAAGAGGCGGACACCCUCCGCGUGCGCGUUAUCGAGAUCGAGGAGAAAGAGCUCGGUUCCGACAACCCGAAGCUCUCUAGAACCCUAAACGACCGGGCGAGAUCGUUGCAAGCACGGGGCAACUACGAGGAAGCGGACGCCUUGUACCGGAGAGCUGUCGAUAUCUACGACAAUGCGCCUGGUCCUGACAACCCGGAGGUUACCACAGCCUUGAACAACUGGGGCCUCAUGUUACAAGCACAGGGCAAGUACGAGGAGGCGGACUCCUUGUACCUGAGGGCCAUCGAUACCUCUGAGAAAUUGCUCGGCCCGGACGACCUGGAGGUUGCCAAGGCCAUCAACACCCGGGGUAACUUGGCAGCAGCACAGGACAAGCACGAGGAGGCGGACGCCUUGUACCUGAGGGCCUUCGAGAUCAGGGAGAAAGCGCUCGGUCCCGACGACCCUAGUCUUGCUGAAAGCCUGAACAAUCGGGUAUUCGCAUUGCUAGCACAGGGGAAUCACGCCGAGGCGAAUCCGCUCUUGGAGCGAGCCCUAGCCAUUCGGCGGAACGCGCUCGGGGAGGAGCAUGAGGACACGGUAGCCUCUUCGAAAGCGCUGAAGGCAUUGAACGCCAGCCACGGACAGGCAAUAUAGGUGGAUUGUCGGCCACGGCCUUCAACGAACGCACCGCAGCUGCGCAAGUAGGCGCUGGCGACCGGGGCCACCUGCGCAGUAAAACGUUGGCUCUUGGACCCUACGAUGACAUUCUAGCGUGCCAAGCGUUCUCUGAUGAACGCGUUCGCACUGCAGAAGAUCGUUGGCGUCUGAGAGCUCCUUCCCGCACAGCAUCACCACCGCAAAGUAAUCACAUGGUCCGGGUGCUCUUUUCUACACAGCCUCGUGGCGAGUGAUGCUGAAUCCGAGCGUUCUCUGCUGGAGCCCAUUCUUCUGACGGAGGCGGUGCGUAUUUCGCGAUGAGCCAUUGCAUAGUAGCGCAAGUUGGCAGCAAGCCUAUCGAGUGUUUCGGGGUGCCUGGACGGCCAAAGCCUGCCGCUAUUUGCUGCCGUUGCAAUCGAUUUUGUUUUUCUGCAUGCAUACCAAGAAGGAUACAUAUCCAAGUGCGUUGUUUGUCUAGGGUGUGUGUUGUUGUGUGCUAGGCUGGGAUUCAACCUGAACGAGGAGCUUCAAAGCAGAAAUCGCUGAACCCCUCGCUAGAAGCUCAGCGGGGUAGAGCUCGACGAAGGCCCGGCAUUCGCAUCCACCGGAGUGUGCGUUUAUCUGCAAGUGCGGAAGGUGUUGUGUGGGUUUUGCCCUUUUUGUGUCGUGCUUCUCGUGUCGUAGAGCUUUCGUUUGAUCGCCCUUGCGUGAGGUGGGGGGAAUCAACCAAAUUACCCCUGCCAGGAGCCAGGUACUCCGCGUGACCCAAGCGAAGUCUAACCGCAACCUUCCACGCGGGAGCGAUCAAGAUUGAGCCCGUCGUCCUCCAUUUGAGCCCAGAACGACCUUUACGGCAUUUCAGUGUUAGGAAGGGCGGAGGCUAGAGGUUUUUUUCGGGCCCUAUGCGUCAAAAACCUUUUGUUUUGUUGUGGUGAUGCCGCCCUGACUAGCUCGGCUGAGCGUGUCCCCGGGCCUCUCGCUGUUAGCCACUCGUUGUGGCCGAGGGGAAUUGCGACGUGAUUGCCAUCCUGCUCAACAGUGCUUGGGGAAGAGCAGAUUUCUGUUUCAAAGGAAUGAUCAUCUGAAAUUGUGUCCUUUGGAACCCUGCACUCGGAGGUUCGGCUCUCGGCGUGGGGGGUAGGGAGAUGCGGGUUUAAGGGCCAUGGUGUCUACCGUUCCAAUUGCCCGGGUUUCUCUGCUUGUUGGGGGGGUGUAUUUUCCUGUAGUCGACAUGUUGUGCAGAGAUCAUCAAAGGCCGCCUUGUAAGCAGAAUAACCACGCGGACCGGCGAUAGACAGGGCUAGAGACGCCCACCAAUGGCGUAUCAUUCAUUCGAUCGACAGUGCUAGUGCGUCGCAUUGCAAGCACGCUGUGUGAUCGAUAGCGGAUUUCUAGUUGGCGAUACGUGGUGGAAGGGACGUACCACCCUACCUCGACGUUUUUUUUUUUCGAUGCUCCCCCCUUGACAGAUGCUACAGUGUAGUACGGUAGUUUGCAAACCCUCCGCACGCGUUCAGCUUGUUGCACGUUCCCUACGCACACAAGGAACAACGGUGGCCUUUCCCCGUUUUUCGAACACAACCUUCGGAGGUGUCCGAUUGUCUGGGACCUUUGUUUUCUUUUUUUUUUCUCCUAUAUUUUUUCUCUUUUUUGUAUAUUUUAUUCUAUGUUGUUCGCGGGUGUGGGUUGAUUGUUUUGGGUCCAUUAUUGCCUGGUCUUCGUAUAUGUGUACGCAGUUUAUCCCCUUUGGAUUAUUGAACCUAUGACGACGGAAGGCGUCCGCAAAAUCUUUGGACGUCUACGAGUGAUAGAAAGUACGCAGCAGAGGCCCAACGAUUGAUAACGGAAAAGCAACAACAACGACGACGACGGCCCGGCAGCGUUUUUUAGGGCACAUCCCAGCGCAAGCACCAUCGUCAUAGCUGUACUGUUCGUGACCGUGGAAGCUCGUUUCCUUUUGGCCUUAGAGUAUUGGCAAACAUGAGGUACAGGGUACAUUCCCACCGCAUAACUAAGCAGGUCUGAAGCAGACGAUUUUUGUUUUCUUGCUUUCUAUCUUCAUACCCGGAAGAACAGAGAAGACAAGUGUGGUUUGUGUAAUUGUUUCCAAAAGAGACCCAUUGCGAGGAACACGAACAGAUACCAUCGCUUUCACGAACAAUAUUUUUCGCUA
Ectocarpus siliculosus is the source of this 3760-nucleotide messenger RNA. Lineage: Eukaryota; Phaeophyceae; Ectocarpales; Ectocarpaceae. The record is from the annotation of a GenBank genome assembly.